Cuscuta epithymum is the source of this 1460-nucleotide messenger RNA. NCBI's taxonomy places the organism in Eukaryota, Viridiplantae, Streptophyta, Magnoliopsida, Solanales, Convolvulaceae. The record is from the annotation of a GenBank genome assembly.
AAGACCGGGCUGUUGGUUUAAUUUCCAUCCCCACCCAUCACUAGUUUCUUGCUCAAACUCAUUAUUCAGUCUCCUCUAUUUCACAAUUGGGAUUUAUCGAUCUUCUGCCUCAAAACAACAAAGGAACGAGUGAGAAACUUCUCAAGGGGGUCACUCAUCCCAAGACUACUCCCGUGCAAUCACGCUCAACCUUGAGUUCUUAACUAAUGUUGAUGUUUCUACUGAAAGACCACAAAAGGAGGAGGUCGUGCAUAUGGUUGUUAUUUCCUACUGCUUCUCUCAUCUGUCUGCUCCUCUUUGUAGGGGGUUCAUUUAUACAGAUUCAAAAAGAGAAACUCUUGAGAUGGAAAAGGGAUGACUUAGAGAACAAAACUUGUCAGAAAACAUGCAGACCUCCUGGUAGUGAGUCAUUGCCUCAAGGCAUUGUUGCAAAGACUUCUAACUUGGAAACGAGACCACUUUGGGGUUCUCCAAAGAAAUUAGAACUUGCCAGAAGCCUAUUUUCAGCUGCAGUUGGGAUCAAGCAGAAAGAAAAAGUAGAUCUGUUAGUUAAAAAGUUCUUGUCAUGUAAUUUCACAGUAAUGCUUUUCCAUUAUGAUGGUAUUGUUGAUGGAUGGAAGGACUACGAAUGGAGUAAUAGAGUGAUACACAUAUCAGCUCUCAACCAAACGAAAUGGUGGUUUGCAAAGAGAUUUCUGCAUCCAGAUAUAGUUGCAGAAUAUAGUUACAUUUUCUUAUGGGAUGAAGAUCUUGGUGUCGAAAACUUCAACCCUGAAAAGAGGAAGGUCUUGAAAUUUCACAACCAGCACUUGACACUGGAAAAUCGGAGGUGCACCAUCAGAUUACGGCACGUGGAAGGAGAGCAAAUGUACACAGAAGGACAUAUAAAAUUGGUGAAAAGGGUACGACAUGUAAUGAAAAUAGUACGGCUCCCCCUUGCACUGGGUGGAUUGAAGUAAUGGCUCCUGUAUUUUCAAAAGCUGCAUGGAGCUGUGUAUGGUAUAUGAUCCAGAACGAUUUGAUCCAUGCAUGGGGAUUGGACAUGCAACUUGGAUAUUGUGCACAGGGAGAUAGAACAUCCAAGAUUGGUGUAGUGGACGCAGAGUAUGUGGUACAUUAUGGGCUUCCCACGCUUGGAGAGCCAGGAAACAAGGAAAUUACAAGAGUGUCCUCCAACGCAGUCGACUUUAGAAUCGAAGUGAGAAGACAAUCUUAUAAUGAAUACAAGGUGUUCAAGAGGCGAUGGAAAGAGGCAGCUGAGCAGGAUAAGUGUUGGACAGAUCCUUAUCCAGAGCAACCCUCCUCACUUUUGUGAAUAACAUAACUAAUACAAAACAAAAAGAAGCAAACAAGAAGAAACGAGAAAUUUCCUAUGCUUCUGAAAUACCCAACUAAUUAUUUCCCUCGUUACAAUCUUAGACAUCGAUCUUUCAUUUUAGGUCAAAGGUUGAAUCUAAUUA